This is a messenger RNA of Chenopodium quinoa (quinoa), 1014 nucleotides long. RefSeq names its product glutathione S-transferase-like. Lineage: Eukaryota; Viridiplantae; Streptophyta; Magnoliopsida; Caryophyllales; Amaranthaceae. The record is from RefSeq and is a predicted model, not a curated record. The transcript is spliced from 3 exons. Gene Ontology annotation, molecular function: glutathione transferase activity; glutathione binding. The coding region runs from base 278 to 934 and encodes 218 amino acids. Gene Ontology annotation, cellular component: cytoplasm.
CUUAAUUAGUAUGACGGUUUAAACAAUAUUAUUUUAAUAAGGUAAAUAGAACAUGAGUUAAUUGCACUAUUUUUUUUUUUGGUAAAAUUUGUAAGAGUAAAAUGUAAUUAUAAAUCUUGGGCGCAACUUAGAUGCUCUAGGGAUCUGCACCUUUACAACCUCGAUCGAAAUAUCCAAAGUCAACCCUUUAUAUAUACCCUAUAUUUCCUCUUUGUAGUGUGUACACACUUUCAUCUAGUCUUCUUGCUUGCUGGUUUAGUCUUAAAUUAGCUCAUAAAUGGGGAUCAAGGUCUAUGGCAGCGAUUAUCCAAUAACACCAAACGUGAUGCGAGUAUUAGCCGCUGUCUACGAGAAGGAGUUGGAGUUUGACUACGUUCCACUCGACAUGAAGUCCGGUGCUCACAAGCAGAUGCCUUAUCUUUCCCUCAACCCAUUUGGUCAAGUUCCGGCUCUUGAAGAUGGAGACAUCAAGCUUUUUGAAUCAAGAGCAAUUACAAGGUACAUAGCAAAUGAAUAUGAAAACAAGGGAACUCAAUUAUUAACCAAGGAUACAAAAAAAAUGGCACUUGUAGAAGUUUGGGUAGAGGUGGAAGCCCUUCACUUUGACCCAGUGGCAAUCAAACUAGGUUGGGAGCUUGUUUAUAAGAAGAUAUUCGACAUGGAACCCGACAUGGCUGUAGUCGAAGAGAACAAGGCUAAGUUGGCUAAGGUCCUUGAUGUUUUUGAAGCGCGGUUGACUCAAUUAAAGUACUUGGCUGGUGAAGCCUUCAGCUUAGCUGAUCUAAAUCAUUUGCCUAUUGUACACUACUUGAUGAACAGCCAAGUUAAGCAGCUGUUCGAGGAGCGUCCUAAUGUGAGUGCUUGGUGCAAGGAUAUCUUGUCUAGGCCUUCUUGGAUAAAAGUUGUGACUUUGCAUGAAAAGCUUAAGGGAUAGAUUUUGCUAAUAAUGAUGAAAUGUUACUGUAUAUUGAGAGCAUUAUAAUAAUUCAUGUCACAAAUAACAUGUGUUUUACU